Lottia gigantea (owl limpet) is the source of this 657-nucleotide messenger RNA. RefSeq lists its product as hypothetical. Gene Ontology annotation, molecular function: protein kinase A regulatory subunit binding. The record is from RefSeq and is a predicted model, not a curated record. The coding region runs from base 1 to 657 and encodes 218 amino acids. Lineage: Eukaryota; Metazoa; Mollusca; Gastropoda; Lottiidae. Gene Ontology annotation, cellular component: cytoplasm. The transcript is spliced from 5 exons. Gene Ontology annotation, biological process: activation of protein kinase A activity.
AUGGCUACUGAAAUCCUGAGUUCAGUGGAGAGUGUGAUUACAACUUUAGACCCUGGUAUGAAAGAAGUUAUUAGAAGUGGUGGAGAUAUUGAUAUUAUUGUAACUUCUAAUAAAGAAAAUAAAGUUGGUGCUGUAAGAGAAGCUUUUCAAUCAGUUUUUGGUAGAGCAACUAUCAGAGGAGAGGAAAGUGACUCUAGCACAGCAGCUCAACCAGUUGGUUACACUGCAGGUUUAAAAGGUAGUGAGGAAAGAAUACUCAAUCUAAGACGUAAUAAUAUUAUAUCUGAUGAACAAGUUGUGGUCUCUAUAGAAGGUUUUAUUGUAGAACUAUUACCAGAUAAAUGGUUUGAAAUGAGUUGCAUAGUUCUCCAAGAUCCUGUCAAGAAGAUACAGUUACAGACAUUUUCUCAACCUACACCAGUUCCAACUGAAUAUGUUUUAACAGCACAGGAUCAAACACCUGCGGAUUAUCCCUUAAGAUGGGCUGGAUUAUCUGUUAGUAUAGGAUCAGUCAUUGAAGGUGCUAAUCCUCACAUAGGACAUGUAGACUGGCAAAAAGCUCUUACUGGUGUUGGUCGGAGGGAGUCUUUGACAUUAGCUUUGACAGCUCUGGCCUAUUUAUAUCUUCAAAAAUUGCCAUCAUCAAUGAUAUCUUGA